GCAAUCGGAGGAACGAUGCGGCCUUGCCUGUGAAGAGGACCACCCCUCGCAAGGAGGCCAUCUUCUCUCUCUCUCUAAACGUGCUCUCUUCGCGCUCCGCGGAGGCCCUCUCGAAGCUCCCCCAGGUGGUCAAGCUCGUCGAUGGGUGGCCGGCGACCGACAGCGGAGGAGGAGGGGAGGGCCGCGCGUGGUAGGAAGAGGGGUGGUGGACUGCGGACCAUGCAGGCGGGGCGGGGCUCUUGCCGCGGCAGCUAGACCCGUUCUUAUCCCCGGAGCCGCGCGGUGUCGACAUUUGCUGUCUCUCGGAGCCCUUCCGUUGUCUCUCUCCUUCUCUCCCUUCCUUUUCGGCUUCCAGUUGCUUUCUUCCUCCGAAUUUGGCGGCAAAGUCGGGUCUUUUUUGGUCGAUCGACCGUGGUGGUGGGGCUUGUCGCCAUGGGGCUGCCGCUGAGAGAGGCGCUGAGGCAACUGUGCCUCGAGUUCGGGUGGUCGUACGCGGUUUUCUGGAGCGCGACCGGCUUUGGGAGUGGGAUGCAUUUGACCUGGGAGGAUGGGUAUUGUGACCGGAAGCUGGGCGUGUCAAAGUUGCAGGUUUCAGAUUUGCUGCUCAAGGAACAUGCUGUUGUUGAAAGUACCGAGGACAACUGCUUCUCGGAGCGAGGCUGUCAAGCAGAUGACAGAAUAGUUGAUCUGGUUGACAAGAUUAUGGCAUCACAGGUCCAUAUUGUCGGAGAUGGGUUAACUGGACAGGCAGCUUCAGUGGGAAAACAUCUGUGGAUCCAUAACCAUACCCUUGAUGGAUUUGGUUCCACAUCUAAGGGCUUUGCUGACAUAAAUUGCCAGAUUGUAGCAGGCAUUCAGACAAUUGUAGUUAUUCCUGUGCUUCCAGUUGGAGUCAUACAACUAGGUUCCACCCAGAUGGUUUUGGAAAACAUUGAUUUCAUUAAUCAUGUGAAAAAUUUAGUUUUGAAGCUAAAUUGUGGAUUGGGAGCUCAUCCAUCUGAUAACACCCAGAAAACACUGAGGCAAAAAAGUCAAAUGUAUUCUUCACUUGGCCCGCUUUUUGAUUGCCGAUCUACAACUGCUUGUACUACUGUGGACAAUAUACUGCCUAUUACUGCUAACGGAUUCAGCCAUGAGCUCAUCAGGUUCCUACCUCCAGAAUCUUUUGCUGCAUCGUUUUCUGCAUUACCAUCACAAAUGAAUAAGAAAAUGCAACCCAGUGCUUCUGAAAUAAUGUCAGGCAAACAAAAUGUGAACACUACAACACAUACUAUAGGUGAACUUUUCAUGCAUGGUACUCAGGACAUAUCUCCGAAGCCAGAUAUAGAGUGUACACAGCAAGUAAUGCCAGUUAAUACAGGCUCCAAAUGUCAAAACGAGCCUUCUGUUUCAAACUUAUUUCUAUUGUCCAACAGUUUAAAGGUCCUGGAAGAAGAGCUUAUGUUCACAUCAGCUAUUGGAACAUUAGAAUCUGUGAACAAUUUAUCUACAUCACUGCAAGAUACCAAGGGUUUUCCACUAAGUGUUAAGAGUGAAUCAUCCAACAAUGCAGAUAAACUUGGCAACUCCAGUUCCAUUCAGCAUGGAGUCACUGAACAUUCAAAUUUGUGUGCCAAGUUUUCUGUAAGUGGGGCACCCCAAAUUUUAGACCAAAGAAGCUGCUCACUUGGAAAACCUGGCAUUUCAGAGGUUUCUAACAAGGACCAGCCUUUCUGCAUCAAUGAAGUUUCUAAUCCUGUAUCAGAUGCAGGAGCACUAAAAGAAAACAGUGAUUUAGUUCAAGCUUCUUGUUUCUUUUCAUCCAAACCUGAUGUUCGAGUUUCUUGCCCUGAGAUGCCAGCUGACAUUUUUGAGUAUGAAUUUUGCUAUUCAAAUGCUGUUCAGAGAGAUCAAAGAUGUAAAAGAGUUAAUUAUAAGGUAAAUGGUAUUUGUCCAGGCGAGAGCAGGCAAUGUGUGCAAGAUUUGGAUGAAUGCAAACUUCUAUAUACAUCAAAAGACGCAUCACCAUUUCCUGUGGAUUUUACUUCAAGCAGUGAUCUUUUUGGUUUGUUUGAUAUUGACAAUAAGACGAAUUGCUCAAAUGGCAGUUUAGAUGAUGUUUUAGUGCAUGAGAAUAGUGCAAGUGCUUUUAAUGUGGGUACAGAGAUACCUGUCUUAGAUUCAUCAAGCAAUCAGAUUUUGUAUUCUGGGCUAUUUUCCAUAGAUGACAGUGAUCAAUUAUUGGAUGCAGUAAUCUCAAAGAUCAAUUCAGGUGCCAAGCAUAGCUCAGAAGACAGUACUUCUUGUAAGACUUCAUUAUCAAAUGUUCAUAGUUCUCAUUAUGCUGGAAAUCCCAGUCAUGGCGAAGGGCUUCUGUCGAAGCACAGGAAAGAUGACUUUAUUGGUUUUUCACCAGUACUUGCGAAAAAAGAGCCUUCAUACUCAGGUUAUGGCAAGUCUUCAUGCAACCUUGAGAAAGAUGGAGACUACUCUCAGAAAAUUGGGCUUCAUAAAUCUUUGAUCAGCUCAUGGGUUGAGAAUUGUCAGAAUGUUAAAUAUGACUGUGUAUCAGAUUCAAAUAGUAAAAAAGUUGCUGAAGUAGGUAAGCUAAGUAGGAAGAGGCCGAGACCUGAUGAGAGUCCUAGACCAAGGCCGAAAGAUCGACAGAUGAUACAAGACCGUAUCAAGGAACUCCGAGAAAUAGUACCAAAUGGGGCAAAGUGUAGCAUUGAUGCCUUGUUGGAAAAAACCAUCAAGCACAUGCUUUUCUUGCAAAGUGUAACCAAGCAUGCUGACAAGCUUAAGGUUGCUGGAGAACCCAAAAUCAGUGGUGAGGAGGGCGGGUUGCUCUUGAAAGACAACUUCGACGGUGGUGCAACAUGGGCAUUUGAGGUAGGAACUCAACCAAUGAUCUGUCCGAUCAUAGUGGAGGAUCUGAACCCACCUCGACAGCUGCUCGUAGAGAUGCUUUGCGAGGAGCGGGGUUUCUUUCUGGAGAUUGCUGAUUUCAUCAGAGGAUUGGGAUUGACAAUAUUGAAAGGGGUGAUGGAAGCACGAAAAAGGAAAGUUUGGGCACGUUUUGCCGUAGAGGCCAACAGAGAUGUGACUAGGAUGGAGAUAUUCGUUUCGCUCAUGCAAUUGUUACAACCCACGGCUGGAAGCAGCACAGGACCACCAAGUGUCGGCAACAUCAACAUGCCGCAUGCCGUACUCCACCAAACUUCUAUUCCUGCACAGGUUCUCUGAUCAUCUGUUAGCAAGUAAUUGGCAUGGCGCCGGUGUUGGACCUGGAAAAGCGAAGAGCAGGUUUAACUUCUCCUGCCAUGACUAGCAUUCCAGAACCUAUUUGGAAGACAAAUUAGACUAUAGACAUUUUUGUCUAGUCUGUUCCAGCUUAAUCUGGAAGCAUGUGAGCUGUGUACUUGGGAUGUUUAUUGUCAAUGCUAAUAGCAUACCCUUUGCCUUUGGUAAAUUCUUUAUAAAGAAAGCAGCCUUCUUGGCAACUGUUACCCUUCUUCUAAUUUGUUUGGAAUGCCAGUAAGAUGUGAAUGCUAUGGCAUGACAUUGAGAUCAA
Musa acuminata AAA Group (dessert banana) is the source of this 3553-nucleotide messenger RNA. Its product is annotated as transcription factor LHW-like. The transcript is spliced from 10 exons. Lineage: Eukaryota; Viridiplantae; Streptophyta; Magnoliopsida; Zingiberales; Musaceae. The coding region runs from base 433 to 3225 and encodes 930 amino acids. Gene Ontology annotation, molecular function: DNA-binding transcription factor activity; protein dimerization activity. Gene Ontology annotation, biological process: regulation of DNA-templated transcription. The record is from RefSeq and is a predicted model, not a curated record.